GUGGGAUGGGUUGGAUACACGCACCAAUAUUGCUAGAUCUCUUUCAUAGAUAGGCCAGGCAACAGAUUUGAGAAUGAAGAAGGCAUCUUGUGCUGCGCUUUUUGUGGUGGUGGUGGUAGCUGUGCUUCUAUGCGAAGCAACGCCGACGGCAGAGGCAGUGACAUGCACUCCGACGGAGUUGAGCCCAUGCCUACCGGCCAUCACGUCGUCGGCGAGGCCAUCUAGCAGUUGUUGCAGCAAGUUGAAGGAACAGAAACCAUGCCUCUGUGGGUACUUGAAAAAUCCAAACCUCAAGCAGUAUGUUAAUUCUCCUGGUGCCAAAAAGGUUCUUAGCACUUGUGGUGUUCCCCUCCCUAAUUGUUAAUUAGCUAGCUGAUCAAAACUUUACUAUUGCCUUUGGACUACUCUGUACGUGUACUAAGAAUAUCAAUAAUUCUGAGUAUUAAAAAAAGAAAAAAGAAAAAAAAAAAUAGUAUAUAUCAAUAGUGAAUAAUGCAGUUCAGGAGAACUGGUCAAAACGAAUGAUUUCAAAUGAUGAAAUCCUUUGUAUGCUUUUAUCUAUAUUUGAGUAAUGAAUAAUGUUCUACUAUGUAUGGUACUUUAUUGGA
Corylus avellana is the source of this 608-nucleotide messenger RNA. RefSeq names its product non-specific lipid-transfer protein 2. Gene Ontology annotation, biological process: lipid transport. NCBI's taxonomy places the organism in Eukaryota, Viridiplantae, Streptophyta, Magnoliopsida, Fagales, Betulaceae. The record is from RefSeq and is a predicted model, not a curated record.